GACCCAAAAACCGAAUAAGGCAAGAAAUAAGGGGAGGAAAUCAAAAUUUCCCAAACUUUUAAGUACGAAUUUGCGAAACCCCAGCGCCAGCUAGAGAGAGAGAGAGAGUAGAGAGAGAGUGAGAGAGAGAGUCCAAAAGAGGAAGCAGUGAACCUCACCACUGCCUGCGUCAGUCAAUUACACUCCAUCACGAAGAAGAAGCAGCUCAAUCCAAUUGCUUUGAUGAGGAAUCGCAGUAUAUUCUGCUGAAUUCGAAAAAAGGAAUUCGAUUUGCGCGGUAAAAAAAAGGGGUUUUUUUUGUGGGAGGGGGUUUGAAUCUGGAGUGAUGUCAGACCUAGACCGGCAGAUAGAGCAGCUGAAGAGAUGCGAACCGCUCAAGGAAUCCGAGGUGAAGAAUCUGUGCCUCAAAGCCAUGGAAAUCCUCGUCGAAGAGAGUAAUGUUCAGCGCGUCGAUGCUCCAGUCACCAUAUGUGGUGACAUACAUGGGCAGUUCUAUGACAUGAAAGAGCUUUUUAAAGUAGGAGGUGAUUGCCCGAAGACAAAUUACUUAUUCCUCGGAGAUUUUGUUGAUCGGGGAUUUUACUCCGUUGAGACAUUCCUGCUUUUACUUGCCCUGAAGGUAAGGUAUCCUGACAGGAUAACUCUCAUCAGGGGAAACCAUGAGAGCCGACAGAUAACACAGGUUUAUGGUUUCUAUGACGAGUGCCUACGGAAAUAUGGUUCUAUCAACGUUUGGAGAUAUUGCACAGAAAUUUUUGAUUACCUAAGCCUGUCCGCACUCAUCGAGAACAAAAUAUUUUGCGUUCAUGGCGGUUUAUCUCCUGCAAUUUCCACGCUAGACCAGAUUCGGACAAUCGAUCGAAAGCAAGAAGUUCCUCACGAUGGUGCAAUGUGUGAUCUGCUAUGGUCGGAUCCAGAAGACAUUGUUGAUGGGUGGGGUCUUAGUCCACGUGGCGCAGGGUUCUUAUUUGGCGGCAGUGUCGUCACUACAUUUAACCAUUCGAACAAUAUCGACUACAUAUGCCGUGCCCAUCAGCUGGUAAUGGAAGGUUACAAGUGGAUGUUUAACGAACAGAUAGUUACAGUCUGGUCCGCUCCAAAUUACUGUUACAGAUGUGGGAAUGUAGCUGCGAUUCUCGAGCUAAAUGAGAAUCUUGAAAAGCAGUUUCGUGUAUUUGAAGCAGCACCGCAGGAACAGAGAGGAGCACCGAUGAGGAAGCCACCUCCAGAUUACUUUUUAUAGGAAAAACUUUACGGGAUAUAUAGUGAUUAGAAUUCUUGUUAAAAAAUUGAGCAAAUCUCAUAAUCAUACUGUGAAAUUGUGAAUGCUCUCUCCGAUAUGGUUAGACAAAGAAAGAAGAAGAUUGUGGCUUGAACUGCAUUGGUUUAAACUUUGAUGGUUUUGGUGGUUGCGUUCGUAACACAUUUUGAUUCUUUUGUAUGUUGUUUAUGUUUGUGUUGACGGUGUGUGUUAAUUGCGGAUGCACUCUUUCCUGUAUACGAAUGAGCAAAAUCUUGUCGUUGAGUUGUACCACUUAUAUUUUUGCGAUGA
Erythranthe guttata (spotted monkey flower) is the source of this 1552-nucleotide messenger RNA. It is a transcript of the gene PPX2, whose product is annotated as protein phosphatase X 2. Gene Ontology annotation, molecular function: protein serine/threonine phosphatase activity. The record is from RefSeq and is a predicted model, not a curated record. NCBI's taxonomy places the organism in Eukaryota, Viridiplantae, Streptophyta, Magnoliopsida, Lamiales, Phrymaceae.